Messenger RNA from Heteronotia binoei (common prickly gecko), 3639 nucleotides. RefSeq lists its product as uncharacterized. The record is from RefSeq and is a predicted model, not a curated record. Lineage: Eukaryota; Metazoa; Chordata; Lepidosauria; Squamata; Gekkonidae. Gene Ontology annotation, biological process: regulation of DNA-templated transcription. The transcript is spliced from 3 exons. Bases 532 to 3432 code for a protein of 966 amino acids.
GCCAUUUUCACUGCGAUCCGACUGGAGUGAGAACUGCCUUGCAGAUUCUGACUUCCUGAAUCCACCUGCCGUCGCCAGAUUCAGGGUAUUCUUUUAACCGUUUGAUUGCCGGAGUCCUCUGCCAAGUGACGUCUGGCGGGGGAGGGGGAAGACAGGUCUAGCAUUUAACAAGGAAAAGAAUAAACCCGACAUCGGUUUGGGCUUGGAGGGAUCGGAAAGGCUUUCCAAAGGCAGGUGCUGCCUAAUCGGGUUGGGCGGACCCUGGAAAUAGAACUCGAGGAAAAAAUGUUUGCAGACAUAACGUGGGUGAGAGGACCAUGAAGGGGAAACUUGAGCCUCUUUCCUCUUGUAUGAUGUUUAAGGAUCUCUUCCUGGCUCCCUGAAUAUCCUGAAGUGCCAUUUUGUGGCAGCACCUUCUCUGGAUUCUUUUCUCUCACCGCAAGUUACCUGUUCCCCCCAUUUUAAAAAAAAUAUACAUAUAUAUAUAUACACACCUUGAUCCCCAGUUCCCUACCCUGAUUCUUUUGAAAAAUGCCCCUACAGUAUGUGAAGAGUAAGAAAGGGCGGGAUCAGUUGGUUUAUGAUGGAUACUUGCAUACAAAGGAGCGUGUGGUUGGGAACAAAACCUUUUGGAAAUGUGCAAUCUACUAUAAGGACCAUUGCCCGGGGAGAGCUCACACAUAUGAUGACCGCGUCAUAAAGUACUCAGCACACUGUCACCCUCCAAUCAAGGCAGCCAGAGAAGCCAAGAGAAUUGAGCGGAGCACAAAGACCACAACCCCUUCUGUUCCACAACUGACGUACAAAGGGGUCCCGCCAACUUCUGAUGGGCUGUCGGAAACAGUUCCUGCCAAGAAGCCAUGUAUCCAAAACCCCAAACAGACAAUGGAGCGCUUGAGAGCAUGUCUGAGUGCAACUCUGCAAGGGACGUGUCACUCGCAAACAUCUGCCACAGUUGCUGAAUCGGUUCCUGCAGAGCCAUCCUCAGUGGUCUUUGUAACUCCUCCAGACUUGCAGGAAUGCUCAGAGAGGUUCAAGGAUGGUGGUGCCAUGGCCAGUCCCGUGCUCUGUGAGGAGCCCCAAACAUCCCAUUCAGUCCACCUUCAGGCCAGCCAGGAAGCUGGGAGGCAGAGGUUUCGCUCGGGCGCUGUCCCACCUGGAGCAAAUCCCCAGAAGAUUCUGUCCUGGAUAAGUGAGGCAGCUCGGCAGUGGUUGUGUCCUCGGGAGCACGACAAAGACCAGAUUGUGGACAUGGUCAUCUUGGAACAGUUCCUAGCUGUGCUACCAGUGAGCAUGCAGGCUUGGGUGAAAGCCAGGGAGCCAAGAACCAGCAUGGAGGCAGUUUGGCUGGCCGAGACCUAUUUGGGGGACCAGGAACUGGUCAUGGUUGGUCAGGAGCUGGAGAAGGACCUGGUCACCUUCGAAGAUGUAUCUCUGCGUUUCUCUGAGGAGGAAUGGACUUUGAUGGACCAGGAAGAAAAAGCACUGUAUUGGAAUGUUAUGCAUCAGAAUUACAAUAACGUGUCUUGGCUGAGUAAGGGGACAGGGAGCAAGACAGGAAAGGACCCCUGGCAGGAAGCUUCUGAACCUACAGUGGAGCUGCUGAAAAAAUCCAGCAAGGAGAUUUCCUGGGAUGUUGAGCAAGAUUUGAUUAGGGAGGCUCAUCUGGAAAGGCAGCCAAAGAGCAGUUCAGUGGAAAAAGAAGAUGCCAUUCUUUUCCUCAGUGAUUUGGAGGAAAUAACCAUAGAUGAUGAACUAGGUCUGGAGACUGUGAGUGUAUGCUGUGGUUGUAGAAAAGGAGAAGACUCAUCCGCAAUUGUUACUUGUAGGAAAAGCCCCAGAGAGGAAGUUGCUGAACCCGCAGUAUUAUCUGGGGAGUUGCAGGAGUCCUCAGAGAAGAAAAUCCUCCGAGAAGAAAAUUCUGCAAAUGCAGCGGAAAUUAAAUCUGCGGUCUCCAGGCUGCACCCCACAAUGGCUGACAUCCAGAAUGCCCUGAGGAACCUCUCUGGCAGCACCAAUGAUGUUAAGCACCAGAUCUCAGAUUUGGAGUUCACUUCUCAGAAUCCAGAGGAAACUUUAAUCAAGGAGGGCCAGAAGGAUGUGGAGUCAAACAACCCUAGAGUGGAAGAAAAUUCAGUUCCUUUUAGAAAAGCCUUGAGGGACCAUCAAGACAGUAGGCCAAGGCAGGAGACUUUCCACAUGGCUAUUGAUAGUGGGGACCAAGAUAAAUCCUUAACAUUUCUCCAUGAUCAGAAUAUCACUAUGCAGGAUGACUUGGAAUGUGCAGCCUUACCUGAGGGAUCAUUGUUUAUAUCAGAAGAAGAAAUUUUCCAAAGUCCUGAGAAAGAUUCUAAGCCUGAGUCAGUACACGUUUACUCAGUCAAUGAACCAAAUGAGGCUUACUCUGAGGAAGGUGUGAAUGGGACUGAAGCUUCAAUGAAUCAGGAGACCAUCAGUAGCCAUGAGGAGAUCAGUAGUCCGGGGACAGAAGGAGGAGAAGCGAAAUCUGUUCUUUCUGAAAAUGGUUUACCAGAACUGACCGAAGACCAACCUCUCUUACGUUCUCAACUGACAUCAGAGCUCCAGCCUGCAGGCCCCAAUCCAGAGGAAUCUUCAGAACACAACAGUUGUCAGAAAAGCAGCCAAGGAAAUGAUCUGUGUGAAGGCCCCAGUCAUAAGAGACAGUUCAUCCAGAGUCUAGCUUCUACUACACAGCCCACCUGCUCUGAUUCUGGGGGAAAUUCCGGCAGUCUCUCAGUUUUGACAAAACAGAGAAGGUUUGACAAAAAAAGAAAACCUUGUAGUAGGAGAAAUAUGCCUGUCAGAUCUGUCUUGGGGACUCAGUGGAGGAUCUCCCCAGGAGGGAGGCUACAUAAACAUCUGAAUUGGAACUGGUGGGCCUCCAGAAGAUGGGAAAGCAGGUUUCCUGAGCAGGAAAUGGGCCUGAGGAAACACAGUUCUGUAAAUAUUAAUGCCCAUUCCCAUGAAACUCUUCAGACAGCAACAGAGGAGCACAGAACCACCAUAGAGGCAGCUUCCUCCUCAGACAUCAGGGAAGCGGAACCUUGGCCAAGAGCUCCUUCCUCUUUCCUUCUAGACAAAAUGGCUGCUGAGCCUACUGUGGCACAGCUAAUGGCAGUACUGCAGCAGGUAGCUGCAGACACAGCGGAAAUUAAAUCUCUGGUCUCCAGACUGCACCCCACAGUGGCUGACAUCCAGAAUGCCCUGAGGAACUUCUCCGGCAGCAAUGAUGAUGUUCAGCACCGGAUCUCGGAUUUGGAGUUCACUUCCCAGAAUACCGAGGCCCAGUUGGUGCAGCAUUGCAAUGACAUUAAGGCUAUUGAAGCCAAACUGGUUGGGAAAGCUGUGCAGACCAAUGUCAUAGCAGGACUGUGGCCAUCGCUGGGGGUCAAGAGAGAAAUGAGCCCCUGAUUCUGCCCCCCAACUUGAUUCAGCUGCUAGAGGUUGCUUGGGUUAGAUAUAUGGUUCAGACUGAGGCUCAGGGAACAGGAAGUUUGAUGCCAAUGAAAGUAGCAUUUGUUUUCACCAUGUCUGAAAACCUUUGCAAGCAUUUGGAUCCCUACUUGUUUCAGUAAAUCAGAGGUGAUCAUAGGAAAAUUAAAAUGGCCUUUGUUAUUG